Molecule: messenger RNA, 399 nt
Organism: Rosa rugosa (rugosa rose)
Lineage: Eukaryota; Viridiplantae; Streptophyta; Magnoliopsida; Rosales; Rosaceae
Product: gamma-soluble NSF attachment protein-like
Exons: 4
Biological process (GO): intracellular protein transport
Cellular component (GO): SNARE complex; vacuolar membrane
Molecular function (GO): soluble NSF attachment protein activity; syntaxin binding
Source: RefSeq, a predicted model, not a curated record
UACAGGUAUACAGAUGCUGCAGCUUUCCUGUUGAGAUGGGGCUUAGCAGCUGAUAAGUGCAAUGCUACCCAUAGCCAGUGCAAGGCAUAUCUUAGUGCAAUUCUCAUAUACCUGUAUAUCCAUGACGUCAAGCAGGCAGAAAAAUGCUACAAUGAUUGCUCCCAGGUCGAUGCUUUUUUGGGCAAUGAUCAUGGCCGAUGUGCUAGUAAACUUCUUUCCGCAUACACAGAAGGUGAUAUUGAAGAAAUCAAACGACUUACUAAGUCAAGUGCAGUUUCUCAUCUUGAUCACAUGGUCAUCAGACUCGCCAGGAAACUGCCUACAGGUGAUGUCAGUGGACUAAAGACAAAUGUGUCUAAGGAGCAAGAAGAAGAAUUGGAUGAAGAUGACCUUACAUAG